AUGGAUGCAUAUGGAAGCAACAAUUCCUCGCUGCCUAGUUUCUCACGAUAUUCAAAUUCGAGUGCACCUGGACAAGAAACCUUGGCAGUGAAAAUCUUUAAAUUCGUGCUGUAUGCUUUGGUGUUCAUCGUCGGCCUUGGGGGAAAUUCUAUCGUCAUUUGGAUAAUGAUUAGUAGGAGGAAAGCUCGAACGUUUCAUAACAUACUGCUUUGUAAUUUAGCUGCCGCUGAUAUUGCCUUGCUAUCUAUAAACCUGCCAUUUCGCUUGGCUUAUCAGGAAAACAAUUACGUCUGGCCAUUUGGACAGUUUCUAUGCAAAGUAAUCCCUAUGUUUACGUAUUUAUUCCUGACAGCAUCUUCGCUGACUUUAGUCGCGAUAUCAUACGAACGAUACAGGACUAUUACCUCCCUGACGGUGGUUAAGGAAACGGUUAGCCUAUUCCGAAAACUACAGAUCGUUUUUCUCUGGGUAAUAUCUUGCCUUAUUACCCUGCCAUUGAACAUAUUUUUAAAUGUAGUUGAUCGAAAAGGAAAGCCAGUGUGUACGGAUAUUUGGCCCUCAGAAACAUUAGAGAAAGCGUACUUCACGGCAUUGUUCGUAAUCCAGUUUUUAUUUCCGACAAUUGUUAUGGUCGUGAUCUAUAUCAGAGUGGCAAUGAUUCUCAGGCAGACUCGCUAUAAUUUGAGGCAACUUGGGUUAUUGAAUAACACGAAAAGACAUGGGAGGGUAAGUGGAUGUUCUUAAAUUUGAUUGAAGUACGAGUAAGAAUCUAGGAUUGUGCUAUAAUCCUGCACAACCACUAUAUGAAAACAGUAAACAAAUAUAUUGCCUAGUUCCUCACAAUCUCGUACAGAGUAUAUAUGCCCGUUCGCAGGUUAGGUCAUACGCAGCCAGUGUACGCAGCACCAGGGCAGCACCUAACCUGCGAAUGGCCAUUCCUGAGCCUUUUCGCUUCCGCUUCAGUAAAAAGAUGCGUACAAAGCCAGUGAGAGAUAGUGGAAGUCAAAUUAUUGGUAAAAGUAAACUACAGUAAAGCCUGGUUCAUACUAUCAAAGUUUCUGUGAUCACAGUAGGAAUUUUGCAUAGGCAAUUCCUAAGUUUUGAAGGAUUUGUAAAAAAUGUUUGAGGGAACUCAGUGUUAAGCAGUGAGUCAGUUUCCUCAAACAUUUCUUUCAAAUCCUUCAAAACUUAUUAUUUACCUAUGCAAAAUUCCUACUGUGAUCACAGAAACUUUGAUAGUGUAAACCAGCCAUAAAUACAUGUGUUUUUAUUCUUUUCUAUAGACGAUACGAAUGAUCUGUAUCAUUGUGAUAGUUUACAUCACCCUAACCCUGCCCUAUCACAUCACCUGGCAAAUGAGUACAUAUGGCAUCAAGAAUUCUCUAGCAAAGAAAUUCUCCGUGCUGUUCCUGACCGCAACCAGUGCAUCUCACCCCAUCAUCUACGGCGCACUGCAUCAAGAGUUCGCUCAAGGAUUUAAAGCUUUUCUUCGAUGCUCAACGAAAGCAAGAAAGGAUUUCGUAAGGAAGAGUUUUCGGAGAUUGUCAUUGGAUCGGAAUGGGUCUUGUCAAGAAAGACGUGUGUCCUUUCCUCCUUUAAGCUUCGUGAAUCCUCGGAGAAUAUCAUGGGAUCGCCGUGGGUUUUUACAUAGUUUCAGUUUUAUGAGUUGUCGAAAAAAGAUAUGUGAUCGGCGUGUAAUGUCCCAAGGAAGAUCAGGAUCUCUGCCUACUUCAAGUAUUCGACUAGCUACUGAAAACUCUUCCUCGACAGAAAUUGUACGAAAGAUUUCAGUUGUAUAACUUAAUUCAGGGUCACAGCAGACACAAGGAAAGGCUCAAAUCUGUUAAUCCAGCGGGUUGUAUACAGCUAUUUCAAUUAAGGUUGUCCCCGAGCAAAGCGGAAAAGUCGAAUAGGAGCGCGAAAAGCUUGCUGGGAAUCGCUAAAAAAUUCAUUAAUUUUUUAGCGAUUCCCAGCAAGCUUUCGCCUCGUAUUCGACUUUUCCGCUUUGCUCGGCGACAACCUUAAUUGAAAUAGCUGUAUAUAUCUAGAGCAAGAAUUUCAGACGGAAUUGACGCCCAAUAUAAGAUCGUUAACAGUUUUAAUACCAUUUUCUCCAUCUAUAUGUAUAUAAAUUCAUUAAAUUAUUGAUUUCAUUGUAAAUAACUGAUGUGAUAUAUAAAUAUACUAAAUUAAGACAAUGCUUGAGAAGACGUUAAACUUAUAUAAAUAGGACAAGCAGAAUGGGGCAAUCCUCCCUGAUAGAGCUUUCUAUACUACAGUAUAAAUACAUGCAGUUAGAUUAGUGUUAGUUUAGUUUAAAAUGUGCUCUAUAUGUGAGCAGGGAACUUUACUUCACAACUUCGGUCGAAAUAUAUGGGAAAACAAAUGGUAUGGCAUAUACUUCUCCCUGCGCGUUUGCUCGUACAAUCAUAAUUACAUUAACGGGCCCUAUAAGGCAUUUGUGAGAUAUAUUUGAACUAUAAAAUAUGUAAGAGUUUUUCGGUUCUACCGAACAUCAAAAGUUUUCUCUGGGGUUCGUCACGCAAAUUCCCAAUCCAAAAUGAAGAGAAAUGCUACUUUCGUUGUAUACGAUAAUCUUGUACUUCUGUCGGAACUCUCAACUUAAGUAUAUACACUUCAAAUUGCAAUUUCCACGUAUAUUGAUCGUGUAACACGAAGGCCUUUUCAACAGUUUCCUUUCUCAUGGAAACGUAUGUAUAAAAUUUAAAUAAUUAAGCAUGUUUAAUGAACCAAACCCAUCAAACUAAACUAUUAUUGAUACUGGAUAGCUCUAUCAGUUCAAAACUCUUCUGUCUAGAGCUCCGGGUCCAUCCCUUAUUGCUUCAUUAUUACUACACGAGGAAACUGGAGUACGUGGGGAAAGCUGCAAGGGUGCUUGGAAUAAAACAAAUCGCAGAAUGAGUCUUCUGCCUGUAUUCUAAAAGCUCACUCACACUCAAAGAGUGGAGGUUCAAUCUGAGCUUCUCUUGAGUGUCAGUGCUGUUUUUGAAUAGUUGGAGGGUUAGUAUCGUAACUUACUAUGUGACUUACUCACCCUCCAGCUAUUCAAAAACAGCGUCGAUACUCAGGGGAAGCUCAGAUUCAACCUUCACUCUUUGAGUGGGAGUGAUCUUUCAGAAUACAGGCGUUUUUCUUAAAUUUUUCAUUCCAGAGUUAAUGAAUGAAUACUGACUAUACUGUUGCAUUUAACCUGCCAUGAACUAUGGUGUCCCCUCCAGGGGGGAGGCACUGAUUUUCACUGCAUACCCCUCCUGAAACCGGGGAUAGGCUAUCAAGUCAAACGAAAGGUGACGGGGUAGCAAUCCCCAUUGCGGUCAGCGAACGUCUUCGUCGGAGCACUUAUCUAAUAUAAUUUCCCUACGUUCUAAUCCCACAAUCAUUAAAUUUGUCAAUAAAUUUAAAAAUAUUUCGUGAUUCCCCACAAUAAUACAACCGGAUAUUGAAUAUUGCUAUAUGUCCUGGAUUUUAUUGUUACAUGUCAAGUGUCACUGAAGACCUUUCAUUGAUGUAAUAUUUCAUUCACAGUCCACUCCUAGUUAUCAUUCAAUAACUAUAAGCCGCCGUCUUAUCAAUCUUCCAUUGCCGUGACUGUCAAAAUUUCACGUCACUUGUAAGCACUCUUAUCAUUAUUGAUUAGUUUUACUGUCAUCAUAAAGCAAAUUGCCGUUUUAUUGUACGCCAGUUUGGUACGUAGAUUUUGUUGGGUAAGAACCAUUUCUGUAGUAAAGUGGACUAAAACUAGGAGACGGAAAGGUAAGUCAUGGUUUAAUAAUUUUUUUCAUAGUAAUAUCACUUCUAGUUGAGUAUAAAUAUUGAGCAAAAUUAUUGCUACAAAAUAAACUAUAGUAAAAUACAUAGAGUAAAUUAAGUUAUCAUAACUUAUUUUAACAAAAAUUGACUUUGUAAUAAAGUACCAUAAUCAAUACAUAAAUAUAGGAAAUUAAAGAUAGCUGGUCAAAUACGUUCAAAAUUUAUAUCUAGAACCUUGCAAGUACAUAUAUUUGUACAAGAGUUGAGGAAAAUGUCUAACUGAAAUUUAGGAUAAAAUUAUUUUUAUAUGAAUUUUCAUUUUGUUUUAUAAUUUUAGAUAUAAUCUGUUCCCACGAUGCUGCGCGCAUUGUUGGCCUUACUGUAUGUGUUAUCUUGUGUCUAUGGCUGGCAUAGCCCUCAAAGUAAGUCAAAAUAAUAUUUAUGCCAUCAUCUUUUCUCAUAUGCCCAGUUACCACAGUUCUGACAAUGUCAGCAUAGAAUGAGAUAAAGGUAACCAAAUUUACAUGCGAGUUAGUGAUUUUUAAUUCAGUUGAGUAGAAUUUGAACUCUUUGGCAUAAAUGGCAGUCCCUCUGACAGUGAAACUAACUACACUGAAUAUUUUCAUAUCUUUUUCACUAGCUUACCCUCCCUAUGACCCAAAGGAAGCAAGGAUGGUGAGAUGUCCAAAAUAUAACCUUGCAAAACUUGGCUGUCACAAUGCACGUGACCCUAGCAAACCCCAUCUACCCCGAGCUGUUCCUGACUUGAUGCUAACAGCAGACUCCAGUAAUUAUAAAUACGUUGGAUAUAAGAGAUCAGCGUUUCCUACAUAUCAGGAUUUCUUAUCAAGGUAUAAUAUUGCCCACUUAUGAUAGAGCUUGCUUUCCAUUCGCUCCUGACGCUCGCGAGGAUUUCAAGACAAUGUGAAAAAGUGCAAAUAUCAAAACACGAAAUUAUGGCACACUGCUUGUUGGUCGCCAGAUAUUUUCUGGCGAGGGUUUUUGAUUAGGGAGGACACGAGCAUUUAACGAGCUUUUUAUUGUUUUAUAGAUUCAUUUGCGACUGUGCAGAAAAAGUCCAAGGCAAAGGCUACACACAUUUCAGUAUUUCAAACUUUUUCGAGUGCUGGAGUGGCAAGAACGUCGCAAAUACUUAUGACAUGUACACAAUUGCUGAUGGCUGUGUCCGUGGGGACAAGAUCCAUUGUGAUACCAACAAUCGGGGGCCAUGUGCAGGGGCAGGAGGGUUACAUUUUGUAUACGCCUUAAAAUCACCCAAUCCCACCGGCAUAACAACCACCGCAUCGACGCCAAGUAUUAGUACCCAGUCCACUACACUCGCGCCUUCCUCUGGUCUCUCUGUGACAUGCGGCUAUGUUACAUAUAAACUACGGAAAUUGGGAUGCUGGAAUGAAAGAGAUUACUCCAAGGCGUUUCCUGAGCUCUUGUUAACCGCUACUGAUUAUUAUAAUCAACGAUUAUACGCUGGAUAUUAUCUAGAUAUCUCGAACUAUGAAACAUUCUUACAAAGGUUGGUUUUGAAUAUUACUUACCACUAAAUAGUUUACUCCAUUCAUUUUUAACCGCUGAAGAAGAUACUCGGAGUUGAUAAUUGGGCCCAGUGCCAGUCUCUAAAUAACACGCCUAAAUAAUGAAAUCACUUAAAUACAAGACUAGUAGCUAGCCAUUUAAAGACAGACGGAAAGCUAGCUUUUAAUAGCGACUCUUCAAAAUCACGAAUUUUACUAUGAAUGAAUUAUGUGUUGUUUUGGGCCUUGGAUACACGCGCUGUUGGAAGUACCUGAGACUAAGUUAACUUAUAUGACAUGAUAUGAUACGUUUCUUCAUCUUUCAUAGAUUCGUCUGUAACUGCGCAUCAUCAGCCUCGAAAAAAGGCUAUUCAGUUUUUGGCAUACGUUCAUACGGACAAUGCUGGAGUGGAUCUAAUGUCGCAUGCACGUAUCAAAAAUAUGGCAGAGCUAACAAUUGUAUUAACCAAAAGAAAUGGCAAUGUUCUGACAGUAGUUCAAUGCUUUGUGCUUCACCUUACAGUAAAUCUGUGUACGCCUUUGUUCUGAGUGAUUCUAAAGACGGCGCUACAUGUGGUACAAAACCCCCUACCAAACCGCAGGCAACUCCAAGGGUCACACCUAGGCCUAAAACAACCCCAAAAGUAGUCACAAAUCCUAAGACAACAUCUGUACCGAAAGGGAAGCCGCAGGUGACAUGCGGGAAUGUUAGAUACAAACUGGUGAAGUUGGGAUGUUGGAGGGAAUGGGGGGAUGCCAGACCUCCAAGAGCCAUGCCAGAGUUGAUCCUGACAGCAAGAGAUAAGAAAAGUAAAGUAUAUGCAGGAUAUGAAUUCAAUAGACAUAACUACGCUCCUUUCUUGGAGAGGUAAGUCUGAAGUGAAAAUACGUAUAUAAUAUUGAAAUCUGUGCAGUUCAAAGAUCGAUUAGCAUUAUACACUGGUUAGGACAUGUGUCUUUCAUAACAGGGUUUCAUUUCCUGUUUCCAAUUUGUUUCAACCAAACAUAACAGGUUUUCUUCAGUUGUAUUAUAACAGCAGACUAAUAAGAGAUUACUGUUGCUGGACCUUUAGAAAGAACUGUAGCAGAAAUGACAGAGCAUUUCAGUGUAACAUAGUUAGUUUACUUUAGGUUUUCUCCCGUGGUAUCAAUAAAGGAUGGGUGUUACCGAAUCACUAGCAAAAAGAACAGAUUAGACAAAACUGAUCACCAGUACAAAUAGAAUAUAAAAUCAUCUUCUCCUAUAGGUUUGUCUGUGACUGUAUUAGCAAAAUAAAGAAAAAAGGUUACUCAAUAUUUGGACUGCAGUUGUACGGGCAAUGUUGGAGUGGACCUCAAGCUGGUUGUUCUUAUCAGAAGUUUGGUAAAACGAACAGAUGUGUGAACGAAAAUAUGCUGCAAUGUUCUGACGACAGUACCAUGUUAUGCUCGGGUGACACUAACGGAAAUACGUAUGUUUAUGUCCCUGAUGGUACCCCUGUUACAUGUCCUACCAAUAUCCCUACCAAACCUCAAACAACCCCUCAGAUCUUCACUACCCCACAAACCACACCCAGAGUCACAAUUCCCAAAGGCCCUCCCGUAGUAAGAUGUGACAAUGUUGAGUAUAAGCUAACCAAGCUGGGAUGCUGGAAUGAACAAAUCAGUCCUCCGAGAGCGAUGGAUGAAUUAUUACUGACAUCCAGGGAUAAGAGGAGUCAUGUCUAUGUGGGAUAUGAAUUCGACACACACAACUACGCAGCGUUUUUGAAAAGGUUCGUUCUAUAUUUCUUCAAAAAUUAACAUUACGUACGUUUUGCACGGAGUACAGCAUCGUACGCACUCCCAAAAAAGGUUUUGGUGGCAAAGUCGUUAAUUGCAUGUGCCUUUCAUCUCCGUAAAAUAUCGCAAUAUUUAUCCGAUUUCCUCCAGGAUCAAUAAAGGUUGGUCCUCACUAGACAUCUAGGAAGAGCAGUUAUUUAUAAAAUUAUUAUUCAAAAUACAACAAGCGACUUCUUCAGCACCGCAGAUACAAAAAAUUUCAUUAUCAUAAUAUACAAUGCCAAUUUCAAAGUUUAGUUUAAAAUGAAGUACAAACAAGUUCAAUAUCUAAUUUUAGUUUGAAUACAUCUCGUUCUUUCUAGAUUUGUGUGUGACUGUAUUAAAAAGAUGAACCAGAAAGGUUAUUCAGUUUUUGGUCUUCAGUUUUACGGUGAAUGUUGGAGCGAUCCUAGAGCUGGCUGUAAUUACAAUAAAUUUGGGAAAGCAAACGGAUGUGUGAACGAAAACCACGGGAGAUGUUCAGAUGACACCACAAUGCUUUGUUCUGGAGACAAUGCCAAACAUUCAUAUGUCUAUGUUCCUGCUAAUAGCCAUGUACCGUUAUGUCCUACUACUAUCCCUACCAAACCUCAAACAACCCCUCAGAUCUUCACUACCCCACAAACCACGCCCAGAGUCACAAUUCCCAAAGGUCCUCCCGUAGUAAGAUGUGACAAUGUUGAGUAUAAGCUAACCAAGCUGGGAUGCUGGAAUGAACAAAUCAGUCCUCCGAGAGCGAUGGAUGAAUUAUUACUGACAUCCAGGGAUAAGAGGAGUCAUGUUUAUGUGGGAUAUGACUUCGACACACACAAUUAUGCAGCGUUUUUGAAAAGGUUCGUAAUGUACUUCUACAAAAAUCAUGUACGUUGUUAUCAAAAUAUUAUAGAGGUUUAGAUUUGACUUCUACUACCACUGCCUCUGGCUUGGUAAACAUCUGAUUGGUUAAUCGAAUAUAUCAAACGCAUCUGAUUGGUUGAUGGUCCCUUAAUGGUAACGGUAGUGACGUCAAAUCUGAACCUCUAUAUUGAAUAAAUUAGUACUGACUUGCAAGUGUUGGUUGGCUCGCACCGUAUACUGUCACUGAUCAUUUAUGAUUAGAAUAAUUUCCGCAAGAGUGCUUUCUGGUUGAUUCCACCAAGCAUGCCUUCAGGAAAUCUGGUUCUUCCUGUCCUUACUGGACUGCUAGAAAGAAUAGUUUAGAACCUAUUUCCAGCAUAAACAUGUUACGUUUAAGUUUUCUCUUGUUCUAACAUUGAACCAUAAAAGGUUUCUUUUGAACCUCCAACAAGAACAAUUCAGAACUGAUAGAACUAUCCAGUAUAAAUAAAAGUUAAACGUGCAUCUUAUAUCUCGUUGUUUCUAGAUUUGUGUGUGACUGUAUUAAAAAGAUGAACCAAAAAGGUUAUUCAGUUUUUGGUCUUCAGUUUUACGGUGAAUGUUGGAGCGAUCCUAGAGCUGGCUGUAAUUACAAGAAAUUUGGAAAAGCAAACGGAUGUGCGAAUGAAAACCACGGGAGAUGUUCAGAUGACACCACAAUGCUUUGUUCCGGAGACAAUGCCAAACAUUCAUAUGUCUAUGUUCCUGCUAAUAGUCAUGUACCGUUAUGUCCUACUACUAUCCCCACACAACCAACAACAAUCCCAAAAAUCCCUACUUUCCCUAAAACAACGCCAACCCCAUUAGGUCCACCAAGAAUCAAAUGCGGAAAUAUCGAAUACCAGCUGACAAAACUGGGAUGUUGGAAAGAGUUUGGUCAUGUGAGACCACCUCGAGUAUUACCAGAACUACUGUUGACUGCAAAAGAUACGAAAAGCAGCGUGUAUGCGGGGUAUAAAUUUUAUAAACAAAAAUAUGGAGACUUUAUACACAAGUAAGUAGCUCGGAACUUUGAAGAUUCUCCGAAGUAAUAAAAUUUCAAUAAUGCUUAGUUAGAUGUAGCAAGAAAACAGACACACAACUAGUUUAAUAAUUCUUGAUUGUCCUUAAACAGAAGACCAGUCAUCGUACUUGGAGUUUACAAUCUAAUGUUUUCAACUCCGUUUCUUUAGAUUUACGUGUGACUGUGUAAGGAAAGUAAAAGAAAAAGGUUACUCAGUAUUUGGUUUACAGUUCUAUGGCGAAUGCUGGAGCGGUCCUAGGGCUGCAUGUACUUACAAAACCUUUGGGAAAUCUUACAAAUGUCUUAAUGAAAAACUUGGACAAUGCUGGGAUAAGAGUUCGCGGUUAUGUUCAGGACAAAAUACUGAGGAUAUUUAUGUAUAUAUCCCCACUGAUACACCUGGUGGCCUUACGUGUCCUGCCACGAUCCCUACCACUCCUACCAAAAAGAUCACUACCCCUAAAACAACACCAAAGGCUCCCACUACCCCUAAAACAACAACAAUCCCCGUAGGUCCACCAAGAAUCAAAUGUGGAAAUAUCGAAUACCAGCUGACAAAACUGGGAUGUUGGAAAGAGUAUGGUCAUGUGAGACCACCUCGAGUAUUACCAGAACUACUGUUGACUGCAAAAGAUACGAAAAGCAGCGUGUAUGCGGGAUAUAAAUUUUAUAAACAAAAAUAUGGAGACUUUAUACACAAGUAAGUAGGCUGGAACUUUGAAGAUCGUUUCCUCACAUUCUCCGAAGUAGUAAAAUCUCAAAACUGCUUAGUUAGAUGUAGGGAGAAAAUGGACACCAUCAUGAAGGUAGGAGCGAACGGUAGAGUAGUGUAGUGUAAAAAAUGACAUUCUUUUUGUUUGAAAGUAAGCAGUACUUUCUCACCUCAAUGCAAAGAAGAGAAGAAGAGAACAACUCUGAGCAGUACAGUCCUAAAGCAUCAUUUUAGUUAUAUAUUUGAAAGACAUCGUUUUUGGCUCAGUCUCCCACAAAAACAAGUCUCCGCAUGUCAUAGACCAGAAGUCAAAAUAUGGACACACAAAUAGUUUAAUAAUGUUUCCUUGUGCUUAAACAAAGACCAUGUAGUAAUCCUUCUUGAAGUUUACAAUCUAAUGCUUUCAACUCCGUUUCUUUAGGUUUACGUGUGACUGUGUAAGGAAAGUAAAAGAAAAAGGUUACUCAGUAUUUGGUUUACAGUUCUAUGGCGAAUGCUGGAGCGGUCCUAGGGCUGCAUGUACUUACAAAACCUUUGGGAAAUCUUACAAAUGUCUUAAUGAAAAAGUUGGACAAUGCUGGGAUAAGAGUUCGCGGUUAUGUUCAGGACAAAAUACGGAGGAUAUUUAUGUAUAUAUACCCGCUGAUACACCUGGUGGCCUUACGUGUCCUGCUACGAUCCCUACGACUCCUACCAAAAAGAUCACCACCCCUAAAACAACACCAAAGGCUCCCACUACCCCUAAAACAACAACAAUCCCCGUAGGUCCACCAAGAAUCAAAUGUGGAAAUAUCGAAUACCAGCUGACAAAACUGGGAUGUUGGAAAGAGUUUGGUCAUGUGAGACCACCUCGAGUAUUACCAGAACUACUGUUGACUGCAAAAGAUACGAAAAGCAGCGUGUAUGCGGGGUAUAAAUUUUAUAAACAAAAAUAUGGAGACUUUAUACACAAGUAAGUAGCUCGGAACUUUGAAGAUUCUCCGAAGUAAUAAAAUUUCAAUAAUGCUUAGUUAGAUGUAGCAAGAAAACAGACACACAACUAGUUUAAUAAUUCUUGAUUGUCCUUAAACAGAAGACCAGUCAUCGUACUUGGAGUUUACAAUCUAAUGUUUUCAACUCCGUUUCUUUAGAUUUACGUGUGACUGUGUAAGGAAAGUAAAAGAAAAAGGUUACUCAGUAUUUGGUUUACAGUUCUAUGGCGAAUGCUGGAGCGGUCCUAGAGCUGCAUGUACUUACAAAACCUUUGGGAAAUCUUACAAAUGUCUUAAUGAAAAAGUUGGACAAUGCUGGGAUAAGAGUUCGCGGUUAUGUUCAGGACAAAAUACUGAGGAUAUUUAUGUAUAUACCCCCACUGAUACACCUGGUGGCCUUACGUGUCCUGCCACGAUCCCUACCACUCCUACCAAAAAGAUUACUACCCCUAAAACAACACCAAAGGCUCCCACUACCCCUAAAACAACAACAAUCCCCGUAGGUCCACCAAGAAUCAAAUGUGGAAAUAUCGAAUACCAGCUGACAAAACUGGGAUGUUGGAAAGAGUUUGGUCAUGUGAGACCACCUCGAGUAUUACCAGAACUACUGUUGACUGCAAAAGAUACGAAAAGCAGCGUGUAUGCGGGGUAUAAAUUUUAUAAACAAAAAUAUGGAGACUUUAUACACAAGUAAGUAGCUCGGAACUUUGAAGAUUCUCCGAAGUAAUAAAAUCUCAAAAAUGCUUAGUUAGAUGCAGGGAGAAAACAGACACACAACUAGUUUAAUAAUUCUUGAUUGUACUCAAACAGAAGAGUAGUAAUCGUACUUGGAGUUUAAAAUCUAAUGUUUUCAACUCCGUUUCUUUAGAUUUACGUGUGACUGUGUAAGGAAAGUAAAAGAAAAAGGUUACUCAGUAUUUGGUUUACAGUUCUAUGGCGAAUGCUGGAGCGGUCCUAGAGCUGCAUGUACUUACAAAACCUUUGGGAAAUCUUACAAAUGUCUUAAUGAAAAAGUUGGACAAUGCUGGGAUAAGAGUUCGCGGUUAUGUUCAGGACAAAAUACGGAGGAUAUUUAUGUAUAUAUACCCACUGAUACACCUGGUGGCCUUACGUGUCCUACUACGAUCCCUACCACUCCUACCAAAAAGAUCACUACCCUUAAAACAACACCAAAGGCUCCCACUACCCCUAAAACAACAACAAUCCCCGUAGGUCCACCAAGAAUCAAAUGCGGAAAUAUCGAAUACCAGCUGACAAAACUGGGAUGUUGGAAAGAGUAUGGUCAUGUGAGACCACCUCGAGUAUUACCAGAACUACUGUUGACUGCAAAAGAUACGAAAAGCAGCGUGUAUGUGGGAUAUAAAUUUUAUAAACAAAAAUAUGGAGACUUCAUACACAAGUAAGUAGGCUGGAACUUUGAAGAUUCUCCGAAGUAAUACAAUCUCAAUACUGCUUAGUUAGAUGUAGGGAGAAAACAGACACACAACUAGUUUAAUAAUUUUUAUUGUACUUAAACAGAAGAGUCGUAAUCCUUCUUGAAGUUUACAAUCUAAUGCUUUCAACUCCGUUUCUUUAGGUUUACGUGCGACUGUGUAAGGAAAGUAAAAGAAAAAGGUUACUCAGUAUUUGGUUUACAGUUCUAUGGCGAAUGCUGGAGCGGUCCUAGAGCUGCAUGUACUUACAAAAUCUUUGGGAAAUCUUACAAAUGUCUUAAUGAAAAACUUGGACAAUGCCGGGAUAAGAGUUCGCGGUUAUGUUCGGGACAAAAUACUGAGGAUAUUUAUGUAUAUAUCCCUGCUGAUACACCUGGUGGCCUUACGUGUCCUGCCACGAUCCCUACGACACCUCCUAAGAUCACGACACCUACUCCUACAAAAAAGAUCACGACUCCAACAAUACCAACAGGGCCACCAAAAAUCAAAUGUGGAAAUGUUGAGUACAAACUGACCAAGCUAGGAUGUUGGAAAGACUUAGGACAUAUAACGCCACCUAGGGCAAUGCCUGAGUUACUGUUGACUGCUAGAGAUAAAUGGAGCAAUGUCUAUGUCGGUUAUGAUUAUCACAAAAUGGGCUACGACGUAUUUAUUAAUAGGUAAAGACUAUAAUUUUUGACAUGUUAUUAUUUUAGCUGAAUAGAUAUAGAGAGAGAGAAUAUUAAUUCCAUUUGGUCACUGCUCACACGUGCAUUUCAAGGUGGCCGAUGUUGCGCGGUAUCAAUAUAUCUUGGCAAUAAGGAUAAUUUGCCUACAGCACACAGAAGCAAAAUACAUACAGACUGCGUCACUUUGGUGGUAUGAGAUAGUGAAUAAAAACACAAUCCUGUAGUACUCAAUGGAGUAUCAUGAGGAUCUAUUUCGGGUCCGCUAGUAUCCUGAAGUUCAAAAGGCGCCCAAAAAAUUACGUUCUAACAUUACACAAUAUAUUAAACCUAGCUAGUUAGUUUCGCAUUUUAUUUUCAAUCACAGUUUCAAUAUAUUUUUCCAGGUUUAUGUGUGACUGUGUUAAGAAGGUGAACAAGAAAGGUUACUCAGUAUUUGGACUGCAGUUUUACGGGGAAUGUUGGAGCGGCCCGCGAGUUGGCUGUAAUUAUAAGAAAUUUGGUCAAGCAAAUGAAUGUGUAAAUGAAAAGCUGAAGAUCUGCUCUCACAGCACGUCCCACUUGUGUGCCGGUCACAGUAGUCAAGAGACGUACGUCUAUGUACCUACUUAUCCACCUCCUGCAGAGCUAUGUCCCUCAACACCACCUACAUCCAUCACUACUGUUCCAACACCCACACCCACAGGACCCCCAAGCUUAAAAUGUGGCAACGUUGAGUACAAACUGAGAAAGUUGGGAUGUUGGUCUGAACGAAGUGACAGCGGUAUGCCCAGAGCAAUUCCAGAGUUAAUGCUCACCGCAAGAGACCGGACAAGUAAUGUUUAUGCUGGGUAUCAGAUCAAUAGGUCUAAUUAUGCUCAAUUCAUUAAAAAGUACGUAAAAUGGUUUGUACUUGCAGUAACUUUCAAACACAAUACGAUUAACAUUAUUAUUAUUGACUUUAACAUUAUUAUUAUUAUUAUUAUUAUUCUUACGUGUGAUUCCAAUAGAACCAAAAUUUUUUAUCCAAAAGUAAAAGUAAGGCCUGUUUCAAACGCCGUGCUUCUCAUGUGCCGAACGCAUUAAAAACAAUAGAUAAUCAGCUGAAAUGCCUCAUGGCCUAAAUGAUCUGAAUAGAUAUUUCGUAAAAACAAUUAAUCCACUAACAUUUUUAGCCUAUGUUUUGUAUUAUCACGUCAAAUAAAAGGCAUGUGAAAUAACUGUGGGAUAGUAAAAUGAUUCUUCUCUUCAUCUAGAUUUAUUUGCGAUUGUAUUACUAAAGUGAACACCAACGGUUACUCCAUAUUUGGUCUUAAGUUUUAUGGCGAAUGUUGGAGUGGAAAAAUGGGCGAGUGUACAUACGAGAGAUAUGGCCAAUCAAAUCGCUGUAUGAACGAAAGAAAGGGCGCAUGCUCAAAGGGAAGCUCUAUGCUGUGUUCAGGUGACAGUCCACGCAAUGCUUACGUAUAUGUACGUGCAGAUGUUGCGCUUCCUACAUGUCCACCAACAUCCACAGUUACCACCCGUUCAACACCCCCUACUCCUGCAACGUCACUAACAGUGUCCCCUACUACCCCUAUCAGUCCCACUCGAACCAUGCCAGUGACGACACCAGUGACGUCAUCAGUACCGACACCAAUGACUCCAAUUGAUUUUGGUAAGUACUUCAUAUGAACUAUUGUUUUUCUGAACUGUACUAAACCAGCUCCAUGAACAAGAAUAAUUUUGAGAAAUUUCAUUACGUUACGAGUUGACUAUCACAAUUGCCUAUUUACUGAAAUCAACGAUAAACCUAACGGUUGUAGGUUAUAAUCGUGAUUGCCAACAGAACACAAAUGACCUUGUGCAAGUCACACAAAAUGCACAGAAGAAAGACGAAGUGUCGGAUACCAUUGCAUUCACAUGAACUUAAUCAGAAGACAAAACGUGUACCGUAUCACAGGCUUUGCGAUUUGCACUUCUUGUGACCAAUUCUAACAUUAAAUUCUAUUUCUUUCAGAUUGUAAAAAAGCUCUGGACAUUGUAAUUACCAUCGAUGCCUCGGGUAGUGUGAUGUCAGCACCCUACCUAAGAAUUAGAUCUUUCGUCAAUAGUCUAACACAACGCUUCACAAGUUUCACGCCGACAUACUUCGGAUUAUUGCAUUACAACUACAAAGUCAUAACUAGCGCCAGACUCACAGAACAGAUCCCAAACUCGCAAUCAUUGCGUAAUCGUAUUCGUGAUAUGGGGUACCUAGGUCAGGCAACGCUGACGCAAUCUGCUCUGACGUCAGCAAAGGCAUUGUUUGACAACGGUGCGAGAAAUGACCCGGAUGUUCAGAAGGUACUCAUCUUGUUCACGGAUGGUAGGACAUAUGGUGGGAAACAGACUUUGAGAGAGCCUUUGAAGAAAUUACGUCAGGUGAGUGUGUGCCUGUAAUUGCUUUACAAACUCGUGUCGAAGGGCGAGAAUUUGUAUAUCUGACACAACACGGACGCUCAUGUUGUCGGAAUGUCUUGUGAAACGUCUUGAUGAGAACAUUCGUAUUUUUCAACAAUUUAAAAUAAAUGAAUAAUAUUUGGUGAGAAAAUUGAGCUUAAAGUUUAUGUAAAUCAUGAUUUUGUAUCAGAUAUACUAACUAUUUCACAGUCAUGAACUCAUGAUUUCGUCACGAAUUAUUAAUGAGUUUGAUAUUCCGAGGUUUCCAUCAUAAUAUCAGCAUGUUCAUAAAAGGAUAUUUUAUAAAAUACAAAUCUUAUUUACUCUUUCAAUUUUUCUUCCACAGAGUGGUGUACGUGUCACAGCAGUAGCAGUUGGGAGUGAAAACUACCUAGACCUUUAUUCAUUAUUAUUGAUCGCAGAAAACCGAUCAAACCUGAUCAUUAUACCAUCACUGGAUGAUCUGAGGCAAGUCAAGAGAUACAUUGAUAAAGUUGUAUACAUGGUGUGUCCAAAAUAAUGCGACCAACAAAACGAACAAAAUGAUUGGAAGGCAUAGUGUCAUGGCUGUGCUGACCAGCUCAAAGUUGAAAAAGUAUAAAUUAAAUAAUCUCAGUGUCAAUGUAGGUAGAGACGAUGACAAACAGCUGAGGUUGUGAAGGAUAUACUACUACAGAAUAGAGACUAUACAGAAGCCCGACUUCUUGGUUUUCCCUAUGAUUUUGGCGUAACCGUAAUUCGUCAUCAAAAUGCUGACGCCAUGGUCGUAGCUAGUGCGCUUAUAAGAGGCAUUCACCCCACAAAAUAGAUAGAUAGAUAGAUCAACUUUAUUUAAACACAUUGGCCUUUUCAGCAAAAGCUGAUUUCCAAAAGGGAUGUGUACUUACAAAUUAUUAUUUAUAUACUAGCUCUAAUAUUACAUACAUAACAAAUACAAUUAUAUACCUAUUUAGACAAAAAAUUAACUACUACUUUAAGUCGAGAUUAAGGUCGAGGAAGAUAGCUUUUUACAGAACGAAUUAUACGAUACCGAAUUGCGUAUCUCUUCAGGUAUCUGAUUCCAUAGUUUAGCCCCACUAUAUUGGAAGCUUUUUUUUGGGCGACCAUGGCGUCAGCAUUUUGAUGACGAAUCAUGGCGUGGCAGCGCUUACGCUUUUAUGUUAUCGCCUUUCACCUAAUAAUUUGAAAGAAUAGUCUUCUAGUUUGACUCAUGUGAGACUAACCGACUAUUAAAUUUUGACCGCUCAUAGUACAGCACUGGCUUCUGCAUUGAAACCCUGGUACACGAUCUGCUUUUUUGUUUCCACAUGUUCAAAGUAGAACUCAUUCAGAAUGUUUAUUUAAAAUUACGAUAGGAAAAUAUUAUUUGUGACGCGUAUUAGGAAGUGUCAGAUUAAAUAGGAUAAAAUUAAAGUGU
This is a messenger RNA of Paramuricea clavata, 16577 nucleotides long. The record is from the annotation of a GenBank genome assembly. Lineage: Eukaryota; Metazoa; Cnidaria; Anthozoa; Malacalcyonacea; Plexauridae.